AUGGUCAAUUUUGAGGCUUCUCUUCGGGUGAAUUCUCAAGUUCCAAAUGAACUCUUCUACAGUACUCCAGGAAGAUUGGACAAGCCAUCUACCAAAGUUUGGAACCCUUCACGUAUAUUUCUAGGAGGAGUAGAUCCAUAUAGAAGACAAGAUAUUCAAAAAACGUCUCUACCCUUCGUUGGGUCAAUCGGAAGACUAAAAUUGAAUGAUAAAGAAAUUGAUUUGAAAAAUCUAAAGGAAAAUCAAGGGAAAAUUCCUUCAGAGGAAAAUACACAUCAAAAGAGUAGUCUGGAACAACGAGUUAAUGAGUGCUCUCGAGAGCCGUGUAAGAAUGGAGGAAGAUGUUUUCUUGAUAGAUGGGGAGUGUUUCAGUGUCAAUGCCAGUCCGGAUUUACUGGCAAAUUUUGUACUCUUCCUUCAACAGAUGGAGUUUGUCCAGUUGAUAGACGUCGUUGGUGUUAUAGAGGUGUUUGUCUAUGGGAGGGAGGUCAGGCAAAAUGUUUAUGCCCUCCCAGCUGGAUAGGACAACAAUGUGAAAAUAAAGAUGAUAAAUUUGAAGAAGAAAUGAAGAGUAUUGAAUUUAACGGAGAAAAUUCACUUUUAGCAUUUUCUUUAAAUUCUACCAAAAAUGAAGGAGAAAUGGGUAAAAAUGAUGGAUUUAUGGUCGAAUUUCGCCUGAAGCCAACCAUUAGUCCUUUCAAUCAAGAACAACUGCUUGCGGUAUUAAUGAGGGAACAAGAUGCGCAAGUUCUUGCGGGAGUUACUAUGCUUCCUCAAAAUGGUAAAUACUCGAAAUGA
Messenger RNA from Meloidogyne enterolobii, 798 nucleotides. The record is from the annotation of a GenBank genome assembly. Lineage: Eukaryota; Metazoa; Nematoda; Chromadorea; Rhabditida; Meloidogynidae.